Trichoderma aggressivum f. europaeum is the source of this 3153-nucleotide messenger RNA. RefSeq lists its product as uncharacterized. Gene Ontology annotation, molecular function: ATP-dependent chromatin remodeler activity; ATP binding. Gene Ontology annotation, cellular component: nucleus. Gene Ontology annotation, biological process: DNA repair. The transcript is spliced from 11 exons. The record is from RefSeq and is a predicted model, not a curated record. Lineage: Eukaryota; Fungi; Ascomycota; Sordariomycetes; Hypocreales; Hypocreaceae. The coding region runs from base 1 to 3153 and encodes 1050 amino acids.
AUGGAGACGCCAGUAACUGCUGAGCCAGCUUCUCCAGCAGCUGCAACCCUUCCUACUCCAGCUCAAUCUCCCAAGUCAAAUCAUGCUCCCCCAGAGAAGUAUGACUUCAACGACCUAGUUGACGCAUUAGAAAAGGGUGAUGACUGCAAUCUUGCUAGUGCGGAGCAAGACGUCCCAAGCUCCUCAACCAACUCGACUAUUCUUGCUGAGAGUAUGGGGGAAGAAUCCAUAUUAGUAGAGGACAACUCUACGGAAAUCGAUGGAAAAUCCCCUUAUGUUCGCGAGAAUGAAGUGGAUGGCACAGAUGACGAUUUACCAUCACUGGAAAUGCUUUUUGAUAACGAGACUGCCAAUCUGAUCAAACUCAUGGGGCACGAGGGCCUUCAUUGUGACGAAGCUGAUGAACACGAUGAUGAUGAUUCCGAUUACAAAAACGAUGGCGGUGAUUCUGAUGAUGAGAGUGACAAGGAACAUUUGAGUGCUGGGGAUGACAAUGAUUCCAUUCAGAAGAAAAGGAGUAGAAAGCCGCGACAAAAACCCGCUGCGAAUGUUCGGGAAUAUGUUGCUCGAUUACACGCAAAGGAAGACGAACAAUUUGCCAAGAAAAUGGAGCGAGAAGAAUGCAGAAAGCCUGGUGCAAAACCUCUACGUAAGCGCAAGGCAACGGAAGGCGAUACAGAGUCUUGCAAAGCCCUGAAGACGGCAAAUGGCCAUCGAAUUUUGCUGCCUGGCGACGACUGCUCACCGAGUUCUGACGACAGCCCACUGCUCCCCAUUGAAUCUAUCAAAGCAACGACUCACGCCGAGCAAUUUGCUCAAAUCAUGGCCAGUAUACCGGAAAACUGUGACACGAGGCGCAAAGGCACACAAAAAAGAGAUCUGAAAGAAGCCGCGCAAAUAUUUGGCUAUAGAAAGGUUGAAGCUCACAAUGGCGACUGGAAAUUGAAAGGUAUGGCGACGGCUAUGCGGAAUCACCAGAUUACGGCCGUGGCUUGGAUGAUGAAGAGAGAGCUGGCUCGGUCGGAACCACAUGGUGGAAUUUUGGCCGAUGCCAUGGGUAUGGGCAAGACAGUCAUGAGCCUUGCCUGCAUGAUUGGGAAUCCACCAGAUGAUGAAGACUGCGAAAAGUUUUGCAAUGCCACUUUGGUUGUUGUGCCCAACAAGACAAUUGCUCAGCAGUGGGAGAACGAAACACGGAAACACUGCUUGCGACCGUACAAGCACAUGGUUUUCAUAUAUGACCCACGCCGAGAAGAUUUGCGGGAGGUUUGCAGGGAAAACUUCAUUGUCAUUGCCACAUACAAAGAGGUGUUUUCUCAGUACCCAAGCGAUGAUGUCCUUCGGAAACUUCUUGAGAAGUAUGACAGCGACGAUGAUGAUUUUAGGAUCGCGCUGGACAAGAUUUUGGGCACCUUGUUCCGUAUCAACUGGUACAGGAUCAUCCUUGAUGAAGCACAUGCUAUCAAGAAUGCCGAAAGUCGUACUUCCAAAGCGUGUUGUGCGCUUGUCGGAAAAUAUCGCUGGGCCUUAUCGGGUACGCCUCUGGCCAACAGCUCCCAGGAGAUGUACCCUUACAUGAAGUUUCUGAAAUGUGAAUGGACAAUGAGUCGCAAAGAAUUUCGCUCGAUGUUCUUUGGAGCAGAGGAUGAACCCAACCCCCAGUUUGUGGCAUUGAUCAGCCUCAUGUUGUAUCGGCGGACCGUCGACGAUGAAUUUCUAGGGCGGCAAAUCGUCUCUCUUCCAGAGAGAAAAGAAGUUGAUAUUUGGGUUGCUCUGUCGAAAGAAGAACAAGCCGUUGUCGAUGCCGUGUGCAAAUAUUAUAGGCUCAAACAAGAGCGUAAGGACCUGUCAAAACUUGGAUUGGAACUGGACGAAGUUGGACCUGAAAAGCGCGGUCCAGGAGAACGACAACGGCGAAAAAAUGGCAAUAAAAAGCUCAAAUCUAAAAAGUCUUCAGCUCACGGACUAGCAUGGAUUUUGGAACGCGCCAGCCAAGUGAGACAGCGCCAAACCAUAUCUCAUAUCUAUUGCAUUGAGCGUCUUCUCCGCAAUGAGUUCCACCUCAAAGAGCUUGUCGAGUUGAGAGCCGCUCUAGAGGAAAUCAGCGCCAAAGAAACCAUCUUGAAACAACUACAGCUUGGCGUCGAAGAAAAUACUGGUAUCAGAAAAUACCAAAAAGGAUUGCAGAUAAUGCAAGAGCGAGAAGAGAAUUUCUUCGGUAAAUAUCUCGACAUGCGGCCGAUCUUGGACAUCUUGGGAGAAGAGGCGAGCGUGAAGGGUGUCGCCUGUCCUCUCUGCGGAAAGGCACCGGUUGAGCCGGUAUUCUCUAGUCGAAUGUGCUUCCAUGAAGGCUGUGACAAAAAUCUGGGGGUAGGCAAUGAUAUCGAAACCAUUCAAAAGAUUGUGGGAAAGGCCGAAGCGGAUGGCAGCACAUAUCGUGAGCCUGGAAGAGACAGCAUGAAUGCCGCCGUUCACCAAGAUGACGACCGAAACGGCUUCUUCAUUGUCAGCACGUUUCUUGACGAAGUUCCCAUCCUUCCCAGCACAAAGCUGACCGCGGCCAUGGCUGUUUUGCUAACAUGGAGGGAUGAGGCACCAGACGACAAAGUUCUCAUUUUCACUCAGUUUACUGGGACGGCAAAGAUGCUGGGAUUCAUGCUUCAGACCCUGAAUAUUGGAUUCAGGUACUACUACGGCGGACUUGCGCAAACGCAGAAGACUCAAGCACUGAAGGCCCUAAGAGAAGAUGAUGGAAUACAGGUUUUGGUUGCAACUUUGAAGAGCGGCAAUCAAUCUCUUAAUCUCACAGUGGCGAACCGAGUAAUUAUCAUCGAUCAGUGGUGGAACAAGACAGCAGAACAACAAGCCUUUGGUCGCGUUGUUCGAAUUGGUCAACAAAAAGUCACCCACCUGGUGAAUAUCAAGACCAAGGAACCCAUUGAUGAUCACAUCUACAGUCUCCAGAGGAAGAAGGCCAAGGAUAUCGACCGUACUUUGCAAGAUGACGGCAAACCGCAGCCUAAAAUGAACGACCUCGAGCUGCGCAAGGCUUUUCACCGCAAAAAUGCGGCGAAGGAGGAGGAGGAGAGGAUUAAAAAAGCCAAGGCGGCUAAGAAGAACGCGGCGAAAGCUUCGUCUAAGAAAAAAAAUUGA